AUGGAGGAAAAUCAACCACACUGCCACACUGAAUUAUCCCCACUUAUAAAAUCUUCUCUUCCAGCUGACUUGGAAUUCCUCAAGGCGGUGGAACAUUACAGCCUACGACGAGAACGAGUCUUCAGAGACCGCCUUAACCCUCUGGAUAUCAGCGACGACCUCCUCUUGACGCACUACCGGCUGCCGCGUCACGAAAUCCUCCAGCUGUGUGAGGAGAUUGGCCCACACAUACACCGGCCCACAAACAGAGCUCAGGCCAUUCCAGUCCACACACAGGUCUUGGUCGCCCUGCGCUUCUAUGCCAGUGGAAAAUUUCAGAAUGUCGUGGGCGAUGCAGCCGGCAUCAGCCAGUCGUCAAUUUCCAGGGUGAUAAAGGGUGUCACGGAGGCUCUGUUCAACAAGGCAAUACGGGAUAUCAAGAUGCCCCAAGACCAGCAGGCGCUCAUGCAAACCAAGCAGGGUUUUUACGCUCUCCACGGCUUCCCUUCUGUCAUCGGGGCAAUAGACUGCACGCACAUCCCUAUCAAAGGGCCCACAAAUCCCAUCCCCUUCAUGAACAGGCAGAGCAGGUUCACCCUCAAUAUACAAGUUGUGGCAGACUCGAAGAUGAAGAUCAUAAGCUUCUGUGCAAGAUUUCCCGGAAGUGUUAAGGACUCCUACAUAUGGGGGCAGAGUAUCCUGAGACAGCAGUUUGUGGGAGGCCAGUUCGGGGAAUCGCUACUUCUUGGUAAGUAA
Eriocheir sinensis (Chinese mitten crab) is the source of this 735-nucleotide messenger RNA. Its product is annotated as putative nuclease HARBI1. The transcript has a single exon. NCBI's taxonomy places the organism in Eukaryota, Metazoa, Arthropoda, Malacostraca, Decapoda, Varunidae. The record is from RefSeq and is a predicted model, not a curated record. The coding region runs from base 1 to 735 and encodes 244 amino acids.